This is a messenger RNA of Rhincodon typus (whale shark), 12887 nucleotides long. It is a transcript of the gene bicra, whose product is annotated as BRD4 interacting chromatin remodeling complex associated protein. Gene Ontology annotation, biological process: positive regulation of DNA-templated transcription. The record is from RefSeq and is a predicted model, not a curated record. Lineage: Eukaryota; Metazoa; Chordata; Chondrichthyes; Orectolobiformes; Rhincodontidae. The transcript has 16 exons. Gene Ontology annotation, cellular component: SWI/SNF complex. Bases 467 to 5809 code for a protein of 1780 amino acids.
CGAAAAUAAAAUUAGAGCAGAAAAUCAGUGUGAGAAGAAGAUUAGAGCCAAGAAUUAAAACCCGAAUUUAAAGUUAGAGAAGCGGAGAGUAAGGAAGGAAGGAGUGGAGGAUAGGUUUAAAAUAAAAAUACACAGGGAAAUGAAAAAAAAACCUGUGAACUGGGAGGGGAAUAUUUUUCUGUCCCACCUGAAAAGGUGUUUUGGUUGAAAGUUUGAGAAUGUGAUUGUGGUAUUUCUGGUCAGGAGUGUGUGGGAACAGCUGUUGUUGUUGACCUCCCUUCAGUCAUGUUAGCCCCUGAUGUGAUGGCGAGGAAACCCCGUUAGGCAGGCGCUCUUCAUGACGGUAAAGCAUUGCUACCAACUGGUACGUGACGUAAUGUGGGUAUUGUGCAGUCCCUGGCAGGUUCUACGCUGGAAUAGGGGACCGAGACACGACUAAAGUGCCAGGCGAGAUUGCAGGAUUUGUAUGAUGUCUGCUCGUGCAGUUGACAUGGAUGAUGAAGAUGGACGUUGUCUGUUAGACGUAAUUUGUGACCCUCAGGCUCUGAAUGACUUUUUGCAUGGUUCAGACCAGCUCGAUGGCGAUGAUCUGCUUGAUACAACAGCCGAUCCUGCCAGCGCCUUCUUCACUGACGCAUCUCUUAAUGUACAGGAUACGACUGUUAAUCAUUUGAACAGCGGACAGACUCAGAAUUCCUCCAGCGCAGUUGACCUCGAUUUCCUGGAAGAUGAUAUCCUCGGACCAUCUCCUGGUUCCAACUUGCAGAAUUCUGACCAGCCGUGUGAUAUCUUGCAGCAGAGCUUGCAAGAGGCCAACAUCACCGAGCAGUCUUUAGAAGAGGAUGCUGACCUGGACAUUGCCUCGCUCCAUUUCCCUUCCCUGCAGCCAGUAUCGCAGGCAGCCGAUGCCUCCCAGCUUUUCUCGACCAGUGCUGAUUUGAUUGGUUUGCAGCAGCAACCCACGGUCCUUGCCCAGCAGACGCUGAUCCAACAACAGACCAUCGGCGGCCAAGUUGUGAACAAGGCCAUCAACGUUCAGCCCUUUUUACAGCAAGUCGGACUGGGCAACGUGACCUUGCAGCCCGUCUCCAAUCUCCAGGGACUGCCGAACGGAAGCCCCACCGGGACGUUGGGCAUCGGGCAAAUCCAAGUGCUGGGGCAGCUGUCAAACCAGUCGGUCAUGACCAUCAACCAGCCGGCUCAACAGAUCAUCACGAAGGCAGGGCAGCCCACACAGGUGACCACUGUGCCAGUCGGGAGCUACAUAUCUUCGCCCACAUCGGACCAGCAACAAGUGGCCUUGAACUCUGCUGGGGUCUCGCCGCCCAACGCUGGGCUCGUGCUCCACAAGAGCGCUCCUCCUGGAGCGCUGAAUGGAAACUCCCUCUUUGCCGGUACGUCCAUCGCGCAGGCAAACCAGGCAUUGACGGUCAGGCCCACCAUGAGCAAUCCCAUGAUGCAGGCUCCACUCUCGGCCCAAAACGUCAUCAUCCAGAGGACCCCGACUCCGAUCCAGCCAAAGCCAACAGGAGGAGUCAUCCAGCACAAACUCUUUCAGAUUAGCUCGAAGCCGUUUGCUUCCACCAAUACUGCACUGACCAUCCAGAACGAAACUUCGCUGCAGCAACAACAGCAGCAACAGCAAAAGGCCCAACAAAACGUGACUUUCAUGGCAGGGAAACCUGUGCAGAAUGUGGUAUUCUCUGCCUCUGGGACUGGGUUCCCCCAGACUAUCUCCUCCAGUGUGUUCAAGCAGCAUCAGGCCCAGCAGCAAGCCUUGGGCAAAUCCCUGAGCCUGCACCUGCAAGGAGGCAGCAUUGUCAUCCAGCCUCAGCAUAUGCAACAGGCUAUGCUUCAGAGUCAGAACCAAUUCCUCCUGCAAGGCCAGCUGUCAGGUGCCUCAGCUGUCCCUCUUUCCCAACAGCUCUCCGCCUUGCAGGCAAACGUGGGUGGGCAGAUACUGACUGCCCAGUCUGCGGGUGGUCAAGCACCAGCGACCCACAUCAUCGCCAGCCAAGGUCCGGCUGGUCAGCUGAUCACCAACCAGACCUUGCCAGCUCAGAUCUUGACCAACCAGAACAUCGCUGGCCAGCUGAACUUGAGCCAGGUAAUAGCAGCCCAAAACGCUCAUGGAGCGACCCAUAUCUUGUCUGCCCCCAUCCAGCUGCAGCCUGGCCCUGUGGGUCAGUCCGCAGUCUUCCAGAUGCCGGUGUCUUUGGCAAACAGCUUGAACCCUCAGACGUCAGCGUCUGUCCAGGCAACCCUGGCCGGAGGUGCCAUCAACCAGCAGAGCCAGUCGGCCGUCAUCCAGGGGGUGACGCUGCCCAACCAGGUCACCAUGCUGAACAGUGGAGAAGGCCUCGGGCAGGCGGUGAGCAUCCAGCAGCCGGCUAGCAACGCCCAGGGUUCCAGUGUCAUCCAGCAGCAAGCGGGGCCUGGCCCUGGGCUGAUGGCUCUCGGGAAUGGGCAGCCCUCCUUGCUGACUGUUCAGACUGCCAUUGCGUCUCCGGCUCAGCCUUCACAACAGCAGCAACCUGGCCAGACACAGUUAGCCUUGGCCCCUCAGUCCAGCAGCAGCAACAUGGUGCAAACGCCUGGAAAAAUUAUCAUCAGCCAGCAAGGAUCUGCAGGAGUUAUCAGCCAAGAUGCAGCUGACAUGUUCUUCCAGCAGCAGGAACAGAAACAGCAGCAGCUUUACCAGGCGGCCCUGAAACUCCAACAGGAAAAAGGCCUGAAUCAGCCGUCCCCUCUCAGCUUAGCACCGACUGCCACCACGAGCAGCGUCCCUGCCUCGGUUAUCGUCAGCAGUAGUGUGGGGCUGGUACCGGCCACGCCCGCAGGACACGCGGACUCCAAAGGACAAACAGUGCUGCCCUCCCUGCCGAGCACUCCGUUCCAGCAGAUACGGGCUGGACAGCAGAUGGCCACAGGACAGCAAAAGACAGCCUUGCAGCAGCUCCCGGUUACUUCGCAGUCACCUCUACCUCAAACACCACAGAACGACAGCCAGCUCCACCUACAGAUACAGUCUCCCCACCAAAUGCAGUCUCCCCAUCAGAUGCAAUCACCACACCAGUCACGUCCACCCUCACAGCCGCAGCCUUUGUCAAGACCUCCCUCCCGUCCUCAGUCACGCCCGUCCUCUCAGCCCCAGGUGCUGUCCAGGCCACCAUCAGAGCCUCUUUCCCGCUCUUGCACGCCGUCCCAGCUGCCCCUCCAGCCCCUGUAUGUGAUUCAGACGCAGGUCCAGUCCUCCCCGCACGGCACACCCCAGGGGCAGCACCCGAUGAGGCCUCCAUCACAGCCACACGUACAGGUUCAAUUCCAGAACCCCUCGCAGCCUGAGCCCCAGCCCCAGCCCCAGUCUCAGGCCCAGCUGACGUCUCCCACCCAGAUACACCUCCAGGUCCAGCCCACCCCUCAGGUCCAGAGCCAGGCCGAAGUGCAGACCCCAUCCCACCUCUUGCACCCGUCCACAGCGUCGUCCCAAGUCCCAGCUGACCAUCAUCUGACUCCGUCUCAGUCUCAGUCGCAACAUGUCCAGCUGCAGCUGCACUGCCAGUCCCAAGCGCAGGCCCCUCUACAGCCUGUCUACCAGACGCUGCAUCUCACGGCAGAGCAGCAGCACCGGUUCCAGAUGGUUACGAGCCAACUUCAAUCCAUGUCUUCGAUUCCCAACCCCACCGACCAACAUAAAAACAUCAUGGAGAAGCUACAGCAGAUGCAGCAUAACAUAAUUCUACAGGCCAAACAGUCUGCAGCAAACCAGACUGUGACUGGGUUUGGCCCAUUGAGCAGCCAGGCACCCACCAUGCUGAUCAGUAGCCAGGUGCAGUCUCCCAGUGUGCCAGCUCAGGUACAUACCACCUCAGCCAGUAUGAAGUCCCAGUCUCAUGGGGGAGGUCAAGCAGCCUUAGCAACACUGCUUCAACAGACAUCUGUCCUUGUGAAGACAUCUUCAGCAGGUACCACAACCACAACAAGGUCUCCAGACAGCAAAGUCAUCUCGGGGGGAGUCCCUGGAAGCACGUGCCAUAUCCAGCAGGGAACAGCGGUCCCUAUACAGAUGAAACCUCUCGCACAGCACCAGAUUCAGCCAGCCCUGCAGACUAAACCUGGAGUAAUCAGUUCAAUUUCUGGUCUGAAUAUGAACUUGACCAAAGGACCAAUCCAAAUCCAGCUCCUUGGUAAAGGGCUAACACAGUUAAUGCCAGCGACCUCUGUCCCAGCACAUCAGAUGGAUAAUAAAUUGGGAGGAUCGAAGGUGCCAGUAUCCCUGAAACCAACAAAGGAAGCUGUGAUAUUGGACAGUCUUGAUAAGCAUCGGAACGCAGUGCUCCAACCGGACUAUAAGUCACGUUUCCGAUCAUAUGAGGACAUGGUCCACCGGCUGCUGCCAUAUCACCUUUAUCAGGGGACGUUACCAUCUGACGAAGAGCACAGGAAAGUGGACGAAGAAUUUGAGGCUGUAUCAACACAGUUAUUAAAACGUACCCAGGCCAUGCUGAGCAAAUACCGAAUGCUGCUGUUCGAGGAGGCCAGGAGAUUGAGUCCAUCAGCUGAGAUGGUGAUGAUUGACAGGAUGUUUAUCCAGGAAGAGAAAACCUCCCUAACCACUGACAAGCAGCUGGCAAAAGAGAAACCUGAUGAAUAUGUGGCAUCUUCCUCCAGAUCCCAUGGCCUGGCUACCUCUUCUCCAUCCCCCUCCUGCAACGCUUCGGCUGCUUCACUGGAAACCCCUCGAGCUCCCUCGACUCAAACAGCCACACCGAUCCAGCCAACAAAGUUGGUCAUCAAGCACUCGGGAGCCUCACCUUCCGUCUCAUGGGCCAGGGACGGCGAUGACGAGACUCUCCACACCCGAAGUCGGCCCCCUCCAAUGAAGACCUAUGAGGCUCGGAGCAGGAUUGGCCUGAAGCUUAAGAUCAAGCAGGAGGCAGGGCUAAGUAAAGUGGUUCACAACACUGCCCUCGACCCGGUCCAUCAGUCAGUCACCACCAGCUCCGUUAUCAAAAGCACCGAAUGUUUGGUGGUGACCAGCGUCGGCCAGAUGAACGGGACUCUCGAACACGCGACCCCGUCUCCGGCUGAGAACAAGCCGCCUCGCAGUGCCAACUAUUGUAAGCUGCCGCCGCGCAAGACGUAUCGGGAGAAUGCGCAGUCGCUGUCGGCUGAUCGAACUGCUGUGACCCCACCUCAGGGUGGGACUGUUAGGGUGGAGGACAGCCAGAAAGAAACGGCGUCCAAGUGUGAGGAAUCUUCCAAAAGUGUCAUAGCCACUUGCAAAUCUGCGGAGAGUCCAAAGGUGAGAACUGCGAGAGGCAGAGCUGAGGAGAGCGCGGUGGUCUCGAGCUUCAGUAGGAAGGCUCGAACGCAUACGCACCACCUGCCUCCCAAAUCGGAGGAGCCUCCCGGAGGAAGAGCUGAGGAUGGCACCGGGGGGCUCAUGAAGGAGCUGUCGGACGUUGAGGAUGAGUUAAUCAUCAAAGCGGACCCUCCAGAUGGGCCCUGGGAACUGGCACUCCCACCUGCCAAGCGGAGCAAGUCUGAGUCAUUCGACAUGGACAAUGCCAGUUUCUCCAGCGACAGCCCUCAGGACGACACCCUGAAUGAGCAUUUGCAGAGUGCGAUUAACAGUAUCCUGAACUUGAGGCAACCACAGUCUGUGUCAGUCACUCAAAACCCAGUGUCGUCUCCGUACAAUUCUUCAGAAAUGAACUCUUCCCCCUUUUCCCCUGCUCCCCACUCAGACAGCUAUCUUGCACCCAAUCACAAUGGAGGCCUUGGAGCUAGAACUUACACUAGAUGACUCAGUCUGUUCAACUCGUAUUUUUCCCAAUGUUGGUACGAUGGCUGUGCUGUAGAACUGCAACACAGCUCAUUAAAGAGAGAGUAUCCCUUUAUGUGAAUCUACCGUUGUGGUAUUUUGUAAGCAUUGCAUCCAAAACAGAAGAAAAGAUCUUUCUCAAUGCAUUCUUGAGGCUUUUAACAUUAGUUAAAGAUGCAGUGAUAACCGUCCUGUGUAACCUGUGAUGAGAUUGCCGACUCUCUCACUGGAGCUUUACCUGUUAAUAUAGCGGGUUGCUUGGAAGGGCCACAGGCCGGGAGAAGGCACAACACAGUUUGCCUUUUGGGAGCCCUGUAUUCUUUCUUAAUUCAGGGUUCAAGGGUGCAGCAACCUAAAGGUGUGAAUCGAAGAGUUGGUUUGUGAUAAAUUCAAAGGCUAACUAGGUGAUUGACCAAUGUACCUUAACCAAAAAAAAAACAAAUCCACAUACAUAUGGUUUUCUCAGUCUUCCUCGGAGUGUGCACAAUCCGUUCUGAUUGUGGGAACAUUCAUCAACCCGUAAUGGAGUCAAAAGUGCCAGUACUUGUGUGAAAUGGUUUCUCCUCCUUCCUGUGGGACCUCUUUUAUUUUCCCCUGUCUCCACCCUGGGAGACAGAAUUAACUUUCUGGUUUCCUCCUUAUCCCCCAAGUGUCAUGUUGGCCCUUUUAAUCAGCUGAAGGUCAGAAAUGUGAUAACUCAUAGUCCCUGUGAAUGGGGGCCUAUGUAGCAUUGAUCAUUCUGCUACCAUAUUUGGGCCAUAAACCAAGAUUCUGUGUCCCCUCUCUACAGAAGCUGAGCUGUAAUCUCUCAUUUAUAUGUAGCAUCAUUCCCUUCAAUCCCAGCCUUGCCUAAAUUCUCAAUUCUUUCUUAAAUGCACCCUACCUCCUCCUCAGCCACAAAAAAUAAUAACAGGCCUUGGCAGAAGGAUGGUUCGGUGAAAAAACUCUUGGUAUUGCGGUUGGUCCCCGAAUGGUGCUGGACCAACCUGCCUAUUACUUUUCUAGAGUGUUUGAGUGCGUGGCCCCAUUGCCUUUUUGUUUUUGCCUGGCCGUUCUGGGCAUGUGAUUUAAGUGAACUGACUUGUGCAUGACCUGCAGAGGGAUGGUUCAGUCACUGUGGCUGCAAAACUUUGAAUGACCGUAAGGGACUCUUGUUUUCGGCGUUUUCCCAUCUCUCUCAAACCUUCAGCUUUAAGAGAUUCUCUUGUUACAUCACCUGGAGUUUCCAACCUGUGUAUCCACCAACGGGUGUAUCCCGAGAUUUUAUUGAGACAGCUCAGUUCCUCCUCCCUGAUCCACUCCAUUUGACUUCCUAACGUGCUCAUCCUCUCAGUUUCAUGCCUGACACUCCUGCUUUUGGUCAGUUGAUGCAUUCAUCGUUCCAAGUUCACUGCCUUUUCUGGAACUUUACAUGGCCUGUUAAAAUGUCUGAUUUUUUUUUUUUUGUUGUUGUUGUUGUUGUUAUUGUUGUUUCAAUUUUCCUCUUGGGUUAUUCUCAUCAAUGUCCUGUAGAUAUGCCUUCAAUUGCCACAGACUCCAGGACAGUCCUGGGGAAAUUUUAAAUCUCACUCCUGUUUUGUGUUGGAAACUGAAGUGAAAUCAGGUUGGCCACCAAAGCCCUUCUUGAGGGAGCAGCCCGUUUGGAAGUUUUGGAGUUACCACUGCUUUGGAGCAAGGUGUAGAUGUAGCUCAAUGUCUCGUACACAGAGCAAACUUUGUUAAUUAACAAUUGAUACACCUAAGAGGGGCCCAACUAUUUAUGCUGGCCUGGAUGCAAAUUCUGCCAACUCGCAUAACCUCUCGCAGAAGAGGGGGAAAUGAAGGAAGAUCUAGGAAGUCAGGUGCAAGUUAAUCGAAAGACUUUUCGGCAAUGUUCAUAAUAUGAAUUUCGUUCGUGUAGUUUAUCACAAAUUAAGCAGAAAUGACCAGUGUGUGGGUUUAUCUGGUUUCAGAAUUGAGAUUGGUCAGCUUAUGUCAAACAGUGUCAGCUUCAGGGAUACAGCUAGACUGGGGAUUGGAGGAAUUCCAGGAUCUGGGCCUCUCCUGUUCCCAAUUGGACCUGUUUUCCCAUCCUCAGUUGUUGUGCAACUGUAGAAAAGGUCAGAUAGAGGAGGAUGUAUCCCUGUUUUUUUUUUAAUGUCUGAAGUAAGAUGGGGCAGGGUCCUGUGUGGGAGAGAGUGAGUGUAACAAGACUGUGGCAUUGGCUGUUUCAGGGGAGAUGUUGAUAAAUAUCUAUUCUCUUUCUGCGGGCUCUGAAUUAUAUUUUCAUCCGAGAAGAAAAGGUGUUUUUUUUUAUUCAUUCUGGGAUUAUGAAUUUUGUCAGUUCUGGGGUUUGCUGUCUAUCUUUAAUUUCCCUUGAGAAUUGCAUGGUGUAGAGAGACAUAAUGAGUAAAAGUUGUUCUGAGAUGUACCCCACAGUAGGAUAAUUGACAAAGGAAAGUUAUCUUGAUGCCAUGAUUAUUUUUGUGUGAAUACAACAGUAUUUAUGUAAGCAUGCAGAAUUCUGUUGCCUGAGCAAGUACUGCUGGAGCAACAGAAUUAGACAGUGUGCCUCUCCAUGAGAGAUUAGAACAGCCAGCAGCAGGUUGUACCCUGCCCAUUCACCUGUACGAUACAAGGUACUUUUAAUCAAAAAAAUUGUCUUCUGAGGCCCCAAUCUCUGUUAUCAGACUGUCAAGUUAACUUGCACAUCUUCCUGCCUUUUGAUACCAUUAACCCGAGAAGGUCCCCUACAACUCCUAGUGAUCAAGCACACGUAUGUGACAUUUCAGUUGUUUAUUUACAUGUCCUGUUAGGAGCAGACAUUUGCUUUACAGGAUGAAAUGCUGCUUGUUUCAGCAGAGGGACUAGUGCACAGGGAAUUCCUUGUUCUCCACCACUUACCCAGUCGUUAUUAUCCGUAAAUUAAUUUGAGAUCUUUUGAUUAAGAGAUUAGCAAAUCCCUGAAUUCUUGAUCGCUUUCAAACGUGUUUGCGCAAACGUGUUGCGACAUUACAAUGUAAAUUUCAGGAAAGGAAGGGUGGCUGCCUUUGUUGCAGAAUUGUCCCUCUUUGUACAUGUAUCUUUCCAUCUGUACUUCUCUGUUUCUCCCUCUCUUCGCCUUCCAUGACAAUAUACCAUCUCCACCACAUUUCCACACCCCACACCCAGCUCAAAGCAUUUGUCUGUAGAUUUUGACUCUCUCCUUUUAUUUCGUUAAAUAUGCCCUGAUGUAGGGACAUAAACUGUUAAAAGCACUAACCGGGGGUAGCCUGAUUAGCUCCUCAGAUACAGUAAUUAAUUUGCCGCCGACUCCACAAGUAGUCAGCUCGCAUCAUGCUUUUCUUAAAAGCAAGAAGAAAUUGAAGUGAAGAAUUUUGAGUGUUAAUGAUUGUUUAAAGGCUUAUUUCAGAUGAACUAUUAGUUUUAAAAAAAAAACCUGCCCAGGAGUAGGCUCUGGAGUUCAGUUAGGAUAAUUGUAAAUGUUUGAUUUGGUUAUUCGGCUUUCAGUAUUCUCUUUGAAACCAUUUUCAUUGGGGUGUGGGUGGGGAGAAGUAUUUCAGUAUCAAGUGAUUGGAGAUCCUUGCUGUGAAAACCCAUUUCUUGAAAGAACUGUUGUGAAUGUUAAUUUUCUUUGCACUUUUGGUUUCGUUAUUCUGAUUGGUGCCAACUCUGUGUCCACUUUCUUCCACCCCACCCCCCCCCCCCCCACCAAGUAAACUCUCCAAAUUAUGUAAAAGCAAAAUACUGUGGAUGCUGAAAAUCUGAAAUAAAAAGGGUGCUGGAAAAAGCACUGAGUCUCUCCAGCACUUUGUUUCUAAUCUCCAAAUUUAUGUUCCACUUUUCUGCUAGAAUAAUAUAAAAUGUUGUCUUUUGGCAACUUUAAGUGUCUAUGAUUUCAGACAGACCCAAUUUCCAGUGACAGUGAUAUCACAGCAUUAUUUGUAAAUCUCAUUAUGGAACCCUGAUCUCUCUCAAACAGUGGUGAUAUCCUUUUUUUUUUGUUGUGUUGUUGGAGUGGUCUUUUUGCAAAACUUGGACAAGUGUAACAGCCUAUUUGACUGCAGGAUGCUUCACAUGAACCUGGUUCUGUCCUUGUUUGGUGUCCAGUUUCGCCUCUCCAAUCAGUGGGAGAAAAUGGAGCUGGGAUCCUGCAGGAUUUUCCCCUUUUUUUUUUAAAACGUUUAAAGUAAGUCUGUGUCGAUGAGACACGGAUUAUAAUAAUUAAAUCUGAAGUUAUAGUUUUUUUGCAGGCUGUGCAUUAUCCCAGGGGCUGGGGCAGUAAGGGUUAAUGUCAGUCAGAAUGUAGUUAGCUGAUUUUGGUGGGGCUUGAGCUAGUGUGGUUGGAUGGGGAGAGCUGAGAGGGGAAGGGGCGCAUGGUGUGUUCCAUGAGUGAGACGAUUGUGCACUGUGGGGUUGUCUUUGCUGAAUAAAUUCAACAUUUUAUUUACUGGCCAUUGAUAUCUGCUAAACUUAUAAGUAUCCCUUGCUCUGAGGGUGUUUAAUAUCAUGGCUGGGCCCAGGUUGAUGGAGAAUUAGUGCAGAUGCUGCUUUCUAAACUUCUUAUCAAUUAGGAUUACAGUUGCAAAUCUUCACCAGUACCACAACACCCAGCACCCUCCCUACUGUCCUCUUCCACAGGCUGCUGUUAAAUCCUAGUCUUCAACAGGACAUUAUGUGGCCUUUAUUGAGUUGGAUUAGUGAAUAAAUAUUCAGGCAGAUUUACAAUGAAAUGUAGAAUGCUUUCCACUUUAAACACCAAUCUGUCUGAAAAUUCAACAGUGGACUGAAUGCUGUGCCUAUUCUAAUUUUAAUUGCUUUUUUUAAAAUAGUUUUCUAUCCUUCCAUUUCCCUGUUUUGUGUUUUGUUUUCUAAACCCUCUUCCCAUCCAUCCAGUUUCCUUCUCACCCCUCCCUGUAUCUCUUUGUCCUUUUUCAUUCACACCUUCAUGAGGUUUACAUUCUUCCACGUUGUGUGCCAUUUGUGGAAAAUAAUGUGCCAAUUACUAUCAGAGUUCAUUAAUUUUCAUUUUUAAAACUUAAGUUUGUUGUUGCCUUAAUCAGUUUGGGCAGGAGACUGCAGAGUUGUUGUGUACUUAACCCUGUUCCUGUCUGGGGAUUGUUUAGGUACAGUGUAGAGGGAUCCUAACUCUGUAACUAACCCCGUGCUGUCCUUGUCCUGGGAGUGUUUGAUGAGGACAGUGUAGAUGGAAUUAUUUUCAUCAGAAGGAACUGGUAACUGGUUGGUUGUGAGCUUGGUGGUGGUAGCUUGGAGAGGUAUUCACUGACCUCUUGAAUUUGCAUAUGGCUUGUGGAGAAAUUGCUAAUGGUGUCAUUGAUUAUUUGUUUUAAACGAUUAGAUGAGUGUAACAGUUGCAUCUGUGUUUUGAAAGCACAUGGUUCACCCUCCCUGUGUAUGGAGCUCCCAUUCUAAUAGCCUGAGAGCUUUGCUGAAUUGUAUCAAUUGUUGAUCUUUGAUUUGAGGUACAGGGGGUCCCAUUGUACCAACGUCCAACCUAGGAAUGUGAUCACAUACAAGGGUGUAAUCUUAAAUAUCUGACCUAUGAGCAUUUCCUGUACUUAUGAACAGCUGUUUUAUACUGUCCUACAUCAUGUUCUGACUUCAAACAGACUCAGGAAUGGAACGUGUUCGCACCUGGCACUGCCAGGACUGACCAGGGUUUGGUCUGUUCACUGAUCAGUGACCCCGUUCUCUCUCUAAUUCAAACACAAGCCACUUUUGACUGAAAAUCCUGUUCUGGAAAACAUUCAGAAAUAAGCCUAUUGCUGCUUCUCUCUUUCCAAGAAAGAUAGAGUCAGUAGUCCUUCCACCAAACUUGUGCAUCCAUAAAAACUCUAUUCCAUCCUAAUUUAAAGUUUUGGUUGACCUUCUCCACUUCAACCACUUCUUGACAGGAACACACUCUCUCUGGACUGAGGAAUUCCUGAUGUCACUCCGAAACUUGCCUUUCCAGAGUUUUGAACCCGUUAUAUUUUUGUUGCAGUUUAGUUUGAUUUUAUUAACUGACCGUGUUUGCUGUUCAUUUGUGGCUGAAGGGAAUCUUGUCUUGGCUUCUUUCCAGAGAUGUGGGGAAAGGGAACCACAGAUUGAGUUUCAGGCUUUGUCUGCAGGAACUUUGAUCAGGAUGCAGUCCUUCCUCAGUGUCCCAAAAACGGUUUGCCUCUGGAUUUAGCUAGAGGCUUCUGUUCUCCCAGUGGAGGUGUAGGAUGUUAGUGAGAUCCAGAGUUUUGUGCCAUUCCAUGUUGGUGCCACUAUGAUUGUAAACUAGGCUAAUGUUGGGGGUGAUAAUUGCCUGUCAGGAAUUAACAUUAAUUUCGAGUGCGUGUCUUUUGUUAUCAGGGUGAGCAUUUAAGCAGCUACUUCAGUGCUCUCGUUUCGCCUGUGUACUAACUAGAACCCUCUGAGUCGGCAGCUUCCGUGUAUACACACAAGUCCAAGUGUUUAAAGGGAUACUGUCUCUUUUCAGCUGAUAUUAAUUCUACCUUGGAACAAAAAAAGUAAAAUCUCUUGAGCCCCCCCACGCACCACAUACCACAAACAAAAACCUCGCCUUUCUAUCUGUGUCUCAUACCCUAACAUUCCUGAAGGGGGGGGAAUGUCACAGAAUACAGUGUAUUGCCCUCGCAGUGUUCCGAGUUUGGAGGGGGUGGGGUGGGGGUAAAGAAGGGGAGAUGGGGGAGAGGGGGAUGUGAGGCAACCACAUUCUGCCUAUGCUUUUUCACCUGCAGACCAAGAUGAUUGUAUAUAUAAUAUUGAAGAGAGGUCUCAUCAAUUUGUUAUACUGUUUAAAAGAAGGUUUGUUUUUCGAGAGGUUAUUUUCAGCAGUUAUGUUCCAGGGGGCCUUAACCUGAGAAUCAUUCAAAAAUAAAGUAACUAUCGAUGUUCUGUCAGUAAUGAAGGAUGGUGAUUGAAAGUACUGUGACUUUUGAUGUCUCCCUUCGCUGUACAAACCCAAGCUCCUACUCUUAAAAACAAGUGAACAUUUUUGUACACAUUUAUAUUAAGCUAUUUAUUAAACAAAAUGUUUUGUAAUAAACAAAAAUCUUAAAAGAUGCACAAA